CCUCUAGAUCUGUUUCUGCAUGUAAUGAACCCUUGACUAUGAGUUGGGCUUGUCCGUAGACUCUAAUGUUAGAGUCGAGGCCUAUCUCGGCUCGGGCCCAAAGAUGCGCCACCGCGCACAGAAAAAUCAUGUGGUAUGGACACCAGAAGUAAGAAUGAGAUCCCAUGCGCGACCCACUGACUUAGAUAUCCACUGCCAAAACGGUUCAUGGUACAGGGUAUAGGGCAAGUCCAAGAAAAGGUCACCCUAGAAGAUUCCCAUUCAGCCGUUGGACUGAACUGGUACUGUAACACAGUAUGGAUGGUCAAUAUGAAGCAAGCUUCAUCGAAUUCCUCCAAGAGCUCUGAACUCUGUUCUGAUCAUUUUGAAGAUGCUUGCUUUGACAGGACUGGGCAAACGAUUCGUCUAAGACAGGAUGCUGUCCCAACCACAUUUAAUUUGCCGCCUCGUCAUCAGAAGAUGGAGACCAGCAGCAUGGCAGCAGGAGCUAAUGUUGGUCGUGAUGAGGCAUAUACCACCAUCAACAAUGCUGCAAUUGCAGUCACCACCACCAAGUCUGCUUCUGUCACUGCCAUCACCAUUGCCACCGCCAUUACCAAGACCACUCCUGACACAAAGCCCCCAAGUCCUCAACUGACCAGAUAUUGCAGCUGGAGAAGGAUAUACCAGGAACUUCAAAGCCAGGGCUUGCCAGUCUCCUACAAUAAGAAAAAUGCCAUGGGCCCAUCUAAUGAACUAGUAGUAGAAUAUUUGGCCACAGUUGUAGAAAUGCAGAGACUAACAUACUGCCACAGGUGAGGUUUUGUCCACAGUUCCAGAAGGACACAAAAUAGUAUCAGAAAGUCAUGCCAGAAUCAACAACUGAAGGGUUUGAAGAGCCAGAUAAAGAGCCGAGAAAUGUGAUUUUAAAGGUACUUCAAUCACAUGCACAGUAGGAGCAAAAACAG
Molecule: messenger RNA, 947 nt
Organism: Lytechinus variegatus (green sea urchin)
Lineage: Eukaryota; Metazoa; Echinodermata; Echinoidea; Temnopleuroida; Toxopneustidae
Exons: 5
Coding region: 208-798 (196 amino acids)
Source: RefSeq, a predicted model, not a curated record